ACAAAAUUAAUAAAAGGGUCUGAUCCGAGGAGACUUAGUAGAGAUGAGCAGAGAAGCCAUGCUGGGUGUGUACUGGACUGCCAUCACCGUUGUCUGCAUCGGCAUAGCUGGUGUCUCUGGAUCCAAGAUUAUCGAUGGAUAUGAAGUCACCCCCCAUAGCCGACCCUACAUGGUCUACCUGAAAUAUACUAGGGGAAACGAUAUGUUCAGCUGUGGUGCGUUCCUCAUUACAGAGAAUGUGCUGCUGACAGCUGCUCAUUGCCUAGGAGAGUAAGUUUCUUUACAGUGUU
Messenger RNA from Polypterus senegalus (gray bichir), 290 nucleotides. RefSeq names its product mast cell protease 3-like. NCBI's taxonomy places the organism in Eukaryota, Metazoa, Chordata, Cladistia, Polypteriformes, Polypteridae. The coding region runs from base 44 to 274 and encodes 76 amino acids. The transcript is spliced from 2 exons. The record is from RefSeq and is a predicted model, not a curated record. Gene Ontology annotation, biological process: proteolysis. Gene Ontology annotation, molecular function: serine-type endopeptidase activity.